AUGGUGCUUGCGUUUGGGGGCGCCGUUGUUGCGGCCGCCGUGUGGACAAUAUGGGGCACCGAUAUGUUUCCCGCAGAACCAGACCCAACAGGUGAUCCCGAGACUUGGACUCGAGAGGAAAUGAGGAGGUGGUUGGCGGCUCGGAACCUAUUCCCGAGUGAGAGUGAUACAAGGGAGCAGUUGCUCCUACGAAUCCAGGCCAACAUGAGAAUUGAUAGGAAAUAA
Messenger RNA from Metarhizium robertsii ARSEF 23, 225 nucleotides. RefSeq lists its product as uncharacterized. The transcript is spliced from 3 exons. The record is from RefSeq and is a predicted model, not a curated record. The coding region runs from base 1 to 225 and encodes 74 amino acids. NCBI's taxonomy places the organism in Eukaryota, Fungi, Ascomycota, Sordariomycetes, Hypocreales, Clavicipitaceae.